This is a messenger RNA of Aplosporella prunicola CBS 121167, 3355 nucleotides long. RefSeq lists its product as uncharacterized. Bases 114 to 3188 code for a protein of 1024 amino acids. The record is from RefSeq and is a predicted model, not a curated record. NCBI's taxonomy places the organism in Eukaryota, Fungi, Ascomycota, Dothideomycetes, Botryosphaeriales, Aplosporellaceae. The transcript has 2 exons. Gene Ontology annotation, biological process: regulation of transcription by RNA polymerase II. Gene Ontology annotation, cellular component: nucleus; SWI/SNF complex. Gene Ontology annotation, molecular function: transcription cis-regulatory region binding.
GCUGUUCCAUCAAGUCACCCACCCGCACACGCCCACACCCCCUCCCCCCCCUCCCCAAUCAAGCCAUCGUCCUCCGCGCUGAGCCUUAGUAGACGGAUGGACGCGUUCACGCAAUGAACUUCGACGCCCUCUCCGCAAGCAAUGGCUUCCUCGACGGCUCGGCGAAUGCGCUCAUGGAUCCGUCCAUGUUCAAUGCGAAUAGCCUCGACCUGAACCAGUUCCAAAACCCCCAACUCCAGCAGCAGCGCCUGCAGAACGGCUCUGUGCGCCAUGCCUCGCCCGCCGCCUUCCAGAACCCGUCAUCGUUCCAGGUCAAUCCGCUCGUCCCUUCCAAGCGCCCGCGGCCCUCUGAGGAUGCGGCCAGCGCAUCGCCCAGGCAGGCGCCUGGCAACAUGAGUCUUUCAAGGUCGCAGACGCCGCAGCAGAUGGGCUUUCCCCAGGGCGGCUUCCAAGGCGGCCAACAGGGCCUGCAGGCGCCGAAUCCCUACCAACACCUGCAGCACGCAGGCUCCGCGAAUGCCACGCCCUCUCCUACCAUGCAGAACCAGCAGUUUCGCCCUCCGCCACCCGCCCACAGAAUGCAGACAAUGUCGCCGAACCCCUUCCCUCAGCAGCAGAAUAUGGGCAUGUCCCCUACGCCCGAUCAGGCUAGUCGCGUCAACACACCCCAGAAUCCCGCCAUGGCGCAAAUGGCUGCCAUGAAUAUGAUGCAGGGAUCGCCGACGACGCAAGGCUUUAAUCAGAAUUUCGGCAUGACGCCGGGAAUGACCGCCGGAGGAUUUAAUGGAUCGAUGCCCGUCCAGCCCGUCGCUCUUUCCCAAAAUCUCCAAGCGCGCCAGGCCGACGCGCAGCGCAUGUAUCAAAUGCGCUUGCAACAGCAGCAGCAGCAAAUCGCAGCGAACAACUUGGCGGCGCGGCAACAAGCGGCGGGCGGUAUGAACAUGCUAGGGUCGUCGGGACAGCAGAUGAACCCCGCCAUGGCCAUGGCUGGGGGAAUGCGACCGAAUCAAGGACAGAUGCCUAUGGGCAACGCGAACGCCUCCCAAGAACCGGCCUUUUUGAAGAACGUCCACGCGUUGAUGCAACAGCAGGGGAUGCCUUUUAAUCCGCAGCCCACUGUCUGCAUGCGACCCGUCAAUUUAAUGCAGUUAUAUUUUACGGUAAUGAGACACAAGGGUUCGAGGAAUGUCACGCACAACAAUGGCUGGGCGACAAUAUCGCAGAUGAUUGGGAUCCCGCCGCAACAGUUUCCGUCGGCUGGGAAUGAGCUGAGGAUGGUUUAUGAGCAAAAUCUGCUGCCAUACGAGACGGCUUAUUUGCAACGGCAACGACAGAGGGAACAGCAGCAGCGGAUGGCGGGAUUAGGUGGCGCGCCACAGGCUUCGCCUAUCAAGUCGAUGCCCAACAACCAGCAGGAUCUCCAAGCGCAGCAACAGCAAUAUCUUCAGAAACUGCAGCAGCGCGCAGCGCUCUCGUCAUCACAGCCCCCAAUGGGCGAAUCCACGCCCUUGCGAAAUAAUUCCGUGCCUUCUGCCAAUGGAUGGGGCACGCCGCAACCAGACAAUUCUGCAGGGCCGCAGGAUGCGUUGGCACAACACCGGAAGAGUAUGAGUCGACAACUUGAGUCCACGCCGCAGCCUCAACAGCCUGGUGCAUUCCCCACGCCUUCACCUGGGCCAGGUGAGAAGCCGAUGGACCAGAUGGCCAAACCGGUCCCAAGCGACAUGAACGCGGUCAAUGGUGCUCCGUCCAUGGAUAACAAGGUGGUGCUGUCGAGCGAGUACAAGCCCAAGCUUCGCAAGCUGAUUGAUACGCACGGGGGCAUCCUCGUCGACGAUCACGGAAAUGUUGGCGAGAGGCUCGCGAAACUGAAACCGGAAGUCCCCAGCGUGGAUGAGAUGGGUGUGAUCGACAUGCGCGCGAUCAGCAUGUGCCUCCAGUCCGGUCUCCACGCAGAGGUCAGGUAUGCGCUCGACGUGUUGGUGCGCUUGUCGCAUGAGCCCCGUUUACAUCUGGAGCUGGAGAAGUGCGACGACUUGAUCGACGCGAUAGUGGACUGCGCCGAGGAGCAGGUCGAAACUUUGGCGGAUGAUGCCGCGGAGGUGUCAGACAUUCUAGAUCUCACUCCGUAUGAGGAGGUGGUCAGGAACUGCCGCGUGGAGGUGGAAUCGCUGCGAGAGUAUCCAGAGUUUGGCACUCCGGGCUACGACCUCGAUCGGGCUGCCGACCGCCUCAUUGCCCUCACCACCAUCCUCCGCAAUCUGUCCUUCUUCGAGUCCAACCACUUCCUGCUGUCGAGCGCGACCGUCAUCAAGUUCCUCUCAAACGCCGUCCGUCUGAUGGGAACGCGCGUCAUGUUGCUCCGCAGCAACGUCAACAUGGUGGAUUUCAUGAAGGACAUAAUCACCUUCCUCUCCAAUACCUCGGACAAGAUCGAGCUGCCGUCGCGCGAGGACGCGGUCAACAUUCUACAUUUCCUACUCGCUUUUGCGCCUAGUCCUGCUCCGAACGCCAACUCACCUCUCCGCUUCACGCCCUACCACCCCUCAGUACAUCGCUACCUUCCCUCAGCCGUCGACUGCCUAGCGAAGCUCCUCGCUCGCGACGACCCAAACCGCCACUACUACCGCCAGAUCUUUGCCUCGGACAUCAUCUCUGCCCCGCCGUACGACCUCCUCACGCGCGCCUUCGCUCUCGCCAUUUCCGUCGUUCCCGAUCAGACGCGCGGCCACCAGAUGCGCAUCGCGGACGCGCGCAAGCCUUACCUCACGCAAGGCAUGCUCGCGGCCGACAUUCUCGCAGGAAUGGCGCCAAAUGCAGACGCGGGUGUUGCGCGGGCAUGGCUGGAAGCCGAAGACGGCUGGGCCAAGAGUCUGGUGCGGCUGUGCACCUUCCUGGCGACGGCAGACAAGACACCACUUGCGCCGCCGCCGGGUCCGCCAGGACGCAUGGCGCCACGGCCACAGCUGGGGCUCGACGACCAGGGGUACGGACUCAUCACGCACCGGGCGCUGGCGAUGCUGAAGAAGCUGGGCGAGAAGAGCAUGAGCGACGAGGAGCGGCGAGAGCGCAAGCUGAACGUCGACUGUCUGCCCAAGACAGAGAUGCUGCUCGGCGCGCUAUAUACGCAGAACGUGGACGCGGUGGCGCUGAAGCGCAUGUGUGCGUUUGCGGGGCUGAAUGGGUGAGGAGGCCGUGACUGGCUGGGUACCUACCUAGGCACUUGUCUGGCCUGGCUGGGAGUGGGUUGUGGUUUGGGGUUUGUGGGGCUGGCGGGGCGUGCGUGCGUGCGUGCGUGGAUGGCUUGGCGAGUAAAGGUGGUUGGCGGGCGACUGCUUUGCUUUUGCCUGCUUUG